UUUAGUUGCUUCACGUGGUCAGUCCGCGGAAGAUGACUCGAUGUUAAUAGGUGUAAAGUUAUUGACAAAAGCGGUCGUACGACGGACCGAUCAGUUUCCGGUACUUCUUACGAGUGUGAUUUUGUUUGAUGAAAAUGUGAUUUGGUAUUGCCAUCGGGAUAUUGCUUUAGUGUAAAGAUUUUUAAAUUUAUUUUUUCAAAAGACUGUUUGGUUUCAUUAGGAGAAUCAUUAUCAGCAAUCAGUUUUCCAAUCAGAAAAUGAGACAACGUAGGCGAUGGAAGCUGUCCUGGUGCCUACUUCUCGUCAUUCCAUUGGCAACAGCUUCUUCCCUCCAUGACGAACCUCCAAGAAAUCGUAAUGCUCAAAAGUCUCUUUUUUCACCCCGCAUGGACUACAACCAAUGGAAACCCUUGGGUCGAGGAGAUCCUUUAAAGAACGACCCCACUUUUGACUACGUCCCACCUCAACUGGACCAUGUGCAUUACUGGAUGGAUCCUGAGCCCCAACCUCAAUCGAACCCCACCAACGAGCAUGGAAAAAAGACUGAGAUUCUCCUGCUGGGGGUUUCCUCUAAAAAACCUGCCAUUACUGCAAGUGAUCGACGAGAUACGGUCUACGAGCCCUACACAAAAUACCAUCAGGAAAAAAAUUAUUUCCAUCAUAACCAGAGGGUUGCUAGACCGAACUUUUUCCCUUCCAUGACCUCACAGAUUAUACCAAGCAUCAUGUCCGUUGCCAAUCAGAUCCUUGAUGGAACGGUAUUUUCCAAGAACCAAGAACACAGGGUGCCUUAUACGGUACUUAUGCCACCCCCGAUAGAAAAUAAGGAGUCAAACUUAGUCUCUGAACCAAUAGUGACUAGUCCAAUGACCCAAAGACCUUUUACCCCAAGUCAGUACUACAGCUCCACUCCCUCUGGUAGGGUAACAGUUCAAGAAUCGAAUUUGAUUUACCAGUCCAGCAGCCUGGUAAGUCAAAAGGAGUUUGAAGCAGUGCCAUCUAUUAGCUGGAAACUGCCUUCAACGACAGAAUCUGUUCGUCAUGGAUAUCAAGAACUUUCACCACCAAAGUCUUUUAUACGUAUCCAGUUCGCACCUCAAAACUAUAGCAAUAAGAUCCUGGAAGCAUCUGAUAGCAACCAUAAUAUAAAUUACGUCACUCCACCUCCCUUAGAUGAGAGUAAAAUGACCUUUAAAGGCCACGUAAGUGACGACAAUGAUAUUUCCGAUAGUUACGUCAAAAUUGAGAAACCACAAGCCCAAAUAAACCAUAUGGGGGUUGAAAUUGAUAACAUGCAUCCCUUGCCCAUCAUUUUUCCGCAUGCGGAGCAUUUUGGUUACAACAUGCAAACAAUAAGGGAUAUGGAGACCAUGAAGCCACCACCAGUGACUCAAAAUCCAAUUUUCACUCGACCAACGAACCCUGUAGCCAGUUUAUUAAGGAAAGAGCAUGUGAAACAUGAUUUGGAGUCAACUAACUACAUCGGUAGCAGCUCUUCCAUUCAACAUACGUUCGUCAGCACACCUCAGCCAGAAGUUUUGACUGCAGCACCCACUUUAGCCACAACAAUAUCACAUACUAGCACUAUAGCACCGGAAAUCACCACAGUGAUGCCCACCACGACAGAAACUGUCACUACUAUGCAAGCUUUGACCACAGAUCCUAUUUUUAAGCAUUACAAGCAGCCAGCUGAACCACUAAGGGGCCCAUUAUACUUGAUCAUACAAGGACACUCAAAAGUAAAAACCUAUAAGCCUGCAAAGCAAAUCAAUGGCAUUAUGGUGCAAGAAUCCAAUGAGAUCCCUUAUUCAAAAGACAGGAAGAUUGACUAUAAUAUUAAACAUCUUCAUGGUUAUGACAUGAAGGAAGACCUUAUUCAGAAGUCUGAGACUAUUGCAAGGCAAAGGCAAGCGAGAACAGGCAAUUUGCAAACAUUGAAGCAUGUGGUUCAGACUGGCUUAGGAGCAAUAGACUUUGAGGAAGGAAAGUUAGAAAUGCAACGAAGAAGUGACGUGGACCUCGAGGAAACUGAACUGGAGGCUGGAUUCGAAGUUGGUGAUCAAGAUGUUACUAGUGAAAAGUAUUAUAAAGGGAUCGUUGAAGAGGCGAGGAAAUUGAAAAUUUAAGGGUUAAUUAGUUUUGUGCCAUUGAGAUGCUUGAAAAUGCUUUUGAUAAAAUAUAGUUUUGUAAUAUAAGUUUUAUUUAAACU
Anthonomus grandis grandis is the source of this 2209-nucleotide messenger RNA. RefSeq lists its product as uncharacterized. The record is from RefSeq and is a predicted model, not a curated record. The transcript is spliced from 3 exons. The coding region runs from base 258 to 2126 and encodes 622 amino acids. Lineage: Eukaryota; Metazoa; Arthropoda; Insecta; Coleoptera; Curculionidae.